GAAACCGAAAGGCGCCAUUUGCUUCUUGGACUCUAUCGGUGAAUGACAAUAAAACUGAGCUCGCGCGAAAAAAAAAAACCCCGAAACAAAUAAAAUAAGAUAAAGACAACAAAACACCAGGUUCAUCCUCAUGGAGGCGGCGGUCAACCCGUCUAUUGACAGCAGGUCUGUCAUGAUGGGCGCCAUGGAGUCAAGUGCAGCCAACUCGGGCAAACGUAUUCGUAAACCCUCUCUACUCUACGAGGGCUUUGAGGGCCCCGGGCUGCCGUUGGCUCCCACUCCUGUAGCGGGGCCUCUGCACUCGCAGCACCUCCCAGUCAAGGAUCCAAACCGCCAGAGCCGCAUCACCAAUCAGCUGCAGUACCUCCAGAAGAUGGUGACGAAGGCGCUGUGGCGUCACCACUUCGCCUGGCCUUUUCACGAGCCAGUCGACGCCACCCGCCUCAAUCUGCCUGAUUACCAUAAGAUCAUCAAGCAGCCCAUGGACAUGGGCACCAUCAAGAAACGGCUGGAGAACAACUACUACCGCAGUGCCAGUGAGUGCAUCCAGGACUUCAACACCAUGUUCACCAACUGCUACAUCUACAACAAGCCGACCGACGACAUCGUGCUGAUGGCCCAGUCUCUGGAGAAGGUCUUUCUACAGAAGGUGGCACAGAUGCCCCAGGAAGAGAUUGAGUUGCCCCCUCCUGCCCCCAGGGGUCGAGCGAUCAAGACCGCCAAAUCCCGACGAGGAAGAGGAGGCGGUCUGAGUGUAGCUCAGCAAGUCCCGGCCGUGUCUCAAUCCGCCUAUUCGCCCUCUUCUCCUGAUACUCCGGACUCCAUGUUUUCUGGCUCUCCUCACAUGAUGCUCAGUAAACCCGGACCCCCCCCUCCCCUUCCUCCCCCCACGCCUCCUAUCAUGACUCUGCCCCCCACGCAGCCCACCGCUAAGAAGAAAGGUGUGAAGCGUAAAGCAGACACCACCACCCCGAGCACCACCGGUUUUCCCGUGCCCCCCGCUGGCCGUGCUUUAGGUAUGGGUAAGGGUCGUGGUGCUCUGUCGCUGUCGCCUGUACCCAGCCUGACGUGUGGCAUGGGUGUAAGUGAGCCUGUGCACCUGCAGCCAGUCAUGGGACGAUCCGUGCCACGGCGUCCCAUCAAACCCCCGCGCAAAGACCUGCCCGAGCUGGCGAGGCCGAAGAGCGCGCCGCGUCACCGCACAAAGCUGAGCGGCCAGAUGCGAUACUGCAGCUCCAUCCUGAAAGAGCUGCUGAGUAAGAAGCACGCGGCCUACGCCUGGCCCUUCUAUAAACCCGUUGACGCGUCGCUGCUCGGCCUGCACGACUACCACCUCAUCAUCAAACACCCCAUGGACCUCAGCACCAUCAAGAGGAAGAUGGACGAGCGGGAGUACAGGGAGGCUCAGGAGUUCAGCGCCGAUGUCAGGCUAAUGUUCUCCAACUGCUACAAGUACAAUCCACCUGAACAUGAUGUGGUGGCCAUGGCACGCAGACUGCAGGACGUGUUUGAGUUCCGCUUCGCGAAGAUGCCCGAUGAGGUACUGGAGGAAGAGGAGGAGGAGGAAGAAGGCUUGGCGCCGACCUCACUGGGCAUUAUCGGAUUGCAGCACUCCUCCUCAUCCUCAUCUUCGUCUUCAUCUUCGUCAUCCUCGUCGUCUCCAUCCUCUUCUUCGGAAAGCGAGCAGAGCAGCGACAGCGAGCCGAGCAGCGAGAGCAGCCCGAGCUCGGACAGCGAGGAGGAGAGAGCGCAGCGUCUGGCCCAGCUACAGGACCAAGUGUGCACUCAGCUGCGGGCUGUGCACGAGCAGUUAGCCGCGCUCUCGUCCGGCCCCAUCAUCAAACCCAAGAAGAAGCGAGAGAAGAAGAAAGACAAGAAGAAGAAGAAGAAGCCGGAGAAGCGCAAAGGAGGCCGGAGCAACGAGAGGGAGAGGGAGAAAGCAACCAAAGUGACCAAGAGCAAAUCCAGCAAAAUGGCAUCCAUGUCCACUCAGAGCAAGAAAGCUCCUGCUAAGAAGAACAGCAAGAGCAACAAGACGACUAAGAAGUCUUUGGCCGCGGCGGCUCGUUUUUCGUCCCCUCCCCCGCCGAUUCCACAGUACGACUCGGAGGAGGAAGAGGACGGUCUGCCUAUGAGCUACGACGCCAAACGCCAGCUCAGCCUGGACAUCAACAAGCUUCCGGGAGACAAGCUGGGUCGCGUCGUGCACAUUAUCCAAUCCCGCGAGCCCUCGCUGCGUGACACCAACCCGGAGGAGAUCGAGAUCGACUUUGAGACGCUCAAACCGUCUACUCUGCGUGAGCUCGAGAGCUACGUCACCAGCUGCCUGCGCAAAAAGCCACGGAAACCUUACGUGAUGAAGCCAGCUAGUGGAAAGUCUCGUGAGGAGCUGGCUUUGGAGAAGAGAAGGGAGCUGGAGAGAAGACUGCAGGACGUCAGCGGACAACUAAACUCUGUCAAAAAGCCCCAGAAACCCAAAGUGGAGAAAGCCAGCGUGAGCGCAGAGCCGCACUCCAUGCCCGCUCGCCUGAGCGCCAGCAGCUCCAGCUCCGAUUCCUCUUCAUCCUCCUCCGACUCCUCUUCCUCAGACACCAGCGACUCGGACUCCAGGUGAUCGUGCGGUUUACGAGAGCACCGCGACGUGACAGCGGCCGGUCCCGAAAUCCUGGCGGGAUGAUUUCUGGGAGGACCGGGGUUGUCCUUUCAGAUGGAGAAAGGAAAAAAACAAAACAAAAAAAAAAAGAGCCAAACUGUAUCAUCCCUGGGCCACACUUUCAUGUGCAACGACAGAUUCCCAAAAGCGUGUUUUGAGACGUGUUUGUUAACGAUGUACAGACUGUGUUGGAUUAAUUUUUCUUUCAUAAAGAAGACUUUUAUAAACGUGCCCAUAGUGGGAGGUCAUGUGGACAUAGAAACUGCGCUGGAGUCUAUAGUCAGUCAUAUACGAGUAUCUUUCUGUUCGCAGUGGAUUUAGAGCCCGCUUUCAAAUUCCGGUUCACUAAACCACAACGUUCGACACCUACCUUCACGUUUAAUCUUACGUCAGCCUUAAUUUGAAGCGAGCAAAACAAUUUAACUCCUCAUUUCCUACAGAACUUUAGAGCGGACAUUUUGUCGCGUCCCGAAGACGGCAGAGAAUUCGCGACACGCUUCUCGGGUUAGUUUUGCCCGUGUAACGAUUAACCAAAAGGAGCAACGUCCAUCAUAAAACUCGGAUCGUUAGUACUCGAGGAUCUUCAGUGCGAUUAUUCCAGUGACCAGUAAUAUGUUUAAAAAAAAAAAACUCGUUAAAGGGGUAGUCUGUGAUUUUUAGGCCGAAGUUAGCCGUCUUAAAACUCGACGUUCGAACACUGGGCGUGGCUUCGGACGGCACGCUGAAAGCUUUAUUAGUUUGAGUUUAGAGAACUAGCUUCGGGUUCCUCCAGCAGAAAUCGAUGCUUUUCUCACGUUUUCACAAACGUGUCGAGAAUGUGAUGCGUUUUGGACUUUAAUCGCUGACCGCACCUUUAAUUUUCACAUUUCAUUUAUUAUUUGUUCAUUUUAAUGUUUUUACAUCAUCAAAUACAGGUUCUGAACAUCUCAAGCCGAAGUUUGUUCUUUGUUCCGUCACCUUAGCCGGAUUUUCUGACGAGGCCGAUACCGUGUGCACGCUAAUUAUAAUCCCGAGUUACCCUGACCUCAGAUCCGCAGCGCUGACCGUUUUCCUACUAGCAUUCAGUCAUCGCUAGCAUUAAUCGUUCCGCUUUAAGUCACAGAUUCAAAACAAAUCCGCUUUUGAAAAUGUGAUGCCUGAAGUUUGAGCUUUUAUUUCAUUUGUCAGGUUUGAAAUUGUGAUUUUUGUAGGGGGGCGAAUAAGAAAAAAAACUGUGCAUGAAAACGACGGCGCGAUUUGUUGUAUAUAACCUCCUCAGAUCCAUUAUUCUACUUUUUCUUCUUUGUUUUGUAUCAACUAUCAUCGUUUUAACCUGUUUUUGUUUCUUGAAUGUAAGGAGAUCCACCCGGUUGUUGUGAAACAUGUAGCUGCACAGACACAACAUUCCGUUCCUGCGAUAUUUAUAUUUAAAAAUAUGGUCUUUGAAUUGUAUAUUUAGUUUGGUUUUAUUUGGGUGUGAAUACAUGUAUGCCAACUGA
Tachysurus fulvidraco (yellow catfish) is the source of this 4131-nucleotide messenger RNA. RefSeq names its product bromodomain containing 2b (gene brd2b). Bases 131 to 2614 code for a protein of 827 amino acids. Lineage: Eukaryota; Metazoa; Chordata; Actinopteri; Siluriformes; Bagridae. Gene Ontology annotation, biological process: chromatin remodeling; regulation of DNA-templated transcription. The record is from RefSeq and is a predicted model, not a curated record. The transcript is spliced from 12 exons. Gene Ontology annotation, cellular component: nucleus; chromatin.